UCUCACUAACACUCACAUAAUUUCCACAAUACUCAUUACUCCUCUAAUAAUACUGUUCAAUAAGACAAUCACAUAGGGUGUGCAAUUUGCAUAGCGUAGCUGCAUAAAGAGGAAACACUGUUAUUAACUUUUUUUGCUUCCGUUUUAUAGGCCUCUCAGUUUCUUCUGCUCUGAUCAUAUUAAUGCCAUUGUUAUUAUGACUUUGAGCUUCGAGAACUGUGCUAACAUAUAUCGUGUUCUUUCUUAAAUAUUUAUAUAUAAUAUAAUACUUCCUUAGUUUUUCCAUAAACACAAGAAGGAAGGAAGAGGUCAGGUUUCUUGCUCAGCUUUUGUGUUUCCUCCAUUCCCACUAUUCUGCCAAGUUUAAGCAUAAAUUCAGGAUCUUGUUCUUUCUUUCUUGAUACAACAAUCCGUGUUCUUCCAAAACAACAGUAGUUUUCUGUAAGGGCCCAUGUUGGGAUAUUUUUCUAGAUACCCACUUCAUUGUUGAAGGAUACAAUACAAUUCCAUCAUCUGUUUCAACUUUCUCCCAUCUUUACCUGCAUCUUUUUUUAUAAUGCACAUGUAAGACAUCAACCAUAAGAUGCACUUGAAUUCAAGCCAAGCACCUCCUACUUGUGGUUGCUUUUACCAAUUUUGCUUCAUCCAUCUUGAAUUUCUCUUGUUUUGACUCAAUAACAUCAUGAAGAGAACCAGGGCUAUUAGUCAUGCCAUGUUUGUUAUUUUCAUCCUCUCUAUGAGUGCAAUAUGCUGUGGACAAGAGGACCUUGAUAUAGCUCCAAUGGAGAAAGCAGAACAGGAAGCUCUAUACUCCACCAUUCAAGGCUUUGUUGGUGAUUCCUGGAAUGGCUCAGAUCUCUAUCCGGAUCCUUGUGGUUGGACUCCGAUUCAGGGGGUUUCUUGUGAUCUAUUUAAUGGAUUUUGGUAUGUUUCUGUGUUGAACAUUGGACCCGUCCAUGACAAUUCUCUGAGUUGUGCUCAAGAUUUGGAAUUUAGGCCACAGUUAUUUGAGCUCCAGCACCUAAAAUCUCUAUCCUUCUUCAGUUGCUUUCAAUCACAAAACAGGUUUCCAGCUACCAUCCCCACUGAAAACUGGGAGAAACUGGCUGGCAGCUUAGAAUCACUGGAGUUUAGAUCAAACCCGGGUCUCAUUGGAAACAUUCCCUCAGGUUUUGGUCUCCUCAAAAACCUCCAAUCACUGGUGCUACUAGAAAAUGGUAUAACAGGUGAAAUACCCUCAAGCAUUGGCAAUCUCAUCAAGUUGAAGAAGCUUGUUCUUGCUGGAAACUAUCUUACUGGGAGGAUUCCAGAUGUUUUUGGUGGACUAAACGAGUUAUUAAUUUUUGACUUAAGUAGUAAUUCAUUAUCAGGGUCUUUGCCUUUGACACUUGGAAGCUUAACUUCAGCGUUGAAGCUUGAUGUGAGCCACAACCACCUUGAAGGAAAUCUUCCAAAUGAAUUUGCUAAUCUUAAGAAUCUGAUCCUUAUGGACCUUAGGAAUAACAGAUUCACUGGUGGGUUGACCUUGUCUUUGCAAGAGAUGUCCUCCUUAGAGGAAUUGGUUUUGUCAAACAAUCCAUUAGGUGGGGACAUCAGGGUCCUAAAGUGGCAAAACCUCAAAAAAUUGGCCAUUUUGGAACUCUCUAACAUGGGCUUGACAGGGGAAAUUCCGGAGUCUAUAUCAGAAUUAAAGAGGUUGAGAUUUUUGGGACUUAGUAACAACAAUCUCACAGGCAACCUGUCACCAAAGCUUGAAACUCUUCCUUGUCUCAAUGCACUUUACCUAAGUGGAAACGAUAUAACAGGAGAGGUUAACUUCUCUAAAGAGUUUUUGGUAAAAAUGGGAAGGCGUUUUGGGGCAUGGAACAACCCCAACCUUUGCUACCCAGUUGGAGUAAUGUCAACAAGUCAUGUUCCAUAUGGGGUAAAGCUAUGCUUGAAAGAGGCCAAUUUGUUAGAAUCUAAUUCAAAAACUGAGCUUCUCAAUGGGGGUAUGAAUCAGACUUUCCAUUUCAUAGCCUCUACGGGAUUUUCUAGCUGUGCUACUAACGGCUUCUGGUGGACUUUUAUGCAAGAAAUAUUGAUGAUGGCUUUAUUCCUAAUUCUUAUAUAGCUCUAUAGGGUAUAGACUUUAGUCAAGAAGAGUUUAACUCGGGCUUUAACCUUUUAGAUGUUACAUUACAGCUACUUGUAUGUUUUUUGUAUCUUGUUCUAACAUAAUAUGAUAAUCUUAUCAACUU
This is a messenger RNA of Cajanus cajan (pigeon pea), 2240 nucleotides long. RefSeq lists its product as uncharacterized. Gene Ontology annotation, molecular function: protein binding. NCBI's taxonomy places the organism in Eukaryota, Viridiplantae, Streptophyta, Magnoliopsida, Fabales, Fabaceae. The record is from RefSeq and is a predicted model, not a curated record.